AUGGUAGGCUUUACAACCUAUGGCGCUCCAGCUAUGGUGGGUUGUGAUAAGGGUCUGGUGGCGUUAUGUCGUAAAGAUGAAACUUUUCCGCAAUUUCUCUGUUACCACUGCAUUAUCCAUCAGCAAGCAUUAUGUGGAAAUUUCCUGAAACUAAACAACGUUAUGAAACUGGUGGUAAAAAUUGUGAACAAGAUUAGAGCUCAAGCGUUACAAAGAAGAUUAUUCAGAACCUUGGCCGAUGAAGUUGACUGUCAAUACGGGGACCUACUCCUUAACUCUGAAGUCCGAUGGUUAAGUAGAGGACGGGUGCUGAAACGUUUCAAUGAUGUCUUAUCUGGCAUAGUUCAAUUUUUCAAACAACGCGAUGAACCGACUCCGGAACUAGAAAAUUCAAUCUGGCUUAGAGAUUUUGGUUUUCUCGUAGACAUUACAGCGAAAUUAAACGAACUUAAUUUGCAGCUUCAGGGGAGAGACAAAGAACUAGCGGAAAUGAUUUCUGAUAUAAAAGCAUUUAUCAAAAAGCUGGAGUUUUGGGAACAAAACCUAAUUUACAGCGAUGCCAAGCAUUUUCCUAUUCUUUCAAAAAAAUAUCUCAAAAUCCUUUAG
Molecule: messenger RNA, 606 nt
Organism: Leptinotarsa decemlineata (Colorado potato beetle)
Lineage: Eukaryota; Metazoa; Arthropoda; Insecta; Coleoptera; Chrysomelidae
Product: general transcription factor II-I repeat domain-containing protein 2-like
Source: RefSeq, a predicted model, not a curated record